This is a messenger RNA of Nothobranchius furzeri (turquoise killifish), 4434 nucleotides long. RefSeq names its product interleukin 17 receptor A1a (gene il17ra1a). Gene Ontology annotation, molecular function: interleukin-17 receptor activity. Lineage: Eukaryota; Metazoa; Chordata; Actinopteri; Cyprinodontiformes; Nothobranchiidae. The record is from RefSeq and is a predicted model, not a curated record.
GAACCGAAGUUAAUAAUGUUCGUUCCCACAGCUAAACGUCUACUUUCCGAGGCCAUUGAAGGCAGCACGAGGUGUAUUAUUCUUGUGAAGCAUCCAGGGGUUUUCACACCGAGCAGGAAGUGUUCAGUCCAUCUGCGUCACUUUGUUCCGUGCGUCUGUGAGCGGGCUGUCUUCAGCCCUACCUGGUUUGAGUUUGUCUGGAAUGAUACAGCUGGACUCCUCGGUGUCAUGGUGAAGAUGGAGCUUCUCCUUCGGACCAUGGUCUUGGUUCUGGGCGUCGCGACGUCCUCUGCACUCAACAUUUUAUCAGGGCAAGCGCUCAGGUGCUCGCGCCAGGAUGUGAACUGCACAGUCAAAGACAGUAACUGUUUGGACCCUGGAUGGCAGGAAAGCCACAGUCUUACUCCAGCUGGAGCUGAGGGCCUGCAGGUGUCUGUAGAGACCAAGGUGGAUGAUGCCGGAUGGCUGCAGCCGGUGCUGCACGCUGAAUGGGAGUUAAAGGACGAUGGAAGUAUAAAUUACCUGAAAGCCACUGAGCUUCAUGUUCUUGUGAUGUCCACCAACGAGAAUCGCUGCAUUCGAUAUUCUUUCAGAGAUAAGCUUAAGAUGAGAAGUCCAUCAGAAGAAAAGUGGUCGUUCUUUUCUGAUGUGCUGGUGUUGCAACCUGGUCUGGAGUACCGGGUGUCUAUUGAUAACAUCCCCAAACCAGAGCAGGGCCACACCCACUAUGAUGUCAGCAAAUCUGUCCGUGUCCCAGAUUGUUCGAACUCCAAAAUGCAGGAAACUCAGUUUUGCAAGGAAACAGGAAGUGACUGGAAGCCUGAUGUCAGCAUGUCUCUCACAAGCACAAACAAUUCUCUGGCUGUCAGCUUCAGUCCUCAUGUCCUGAGUGAGAAGUACAUGCUAAAGGUUUCCUGUGGCACCAGCAAGUUUGUUCCUAUGAAUAAUUCAAACCAGGCGAGGCUAAAUGUGACAUUAAACCUUGAUACUUGGCCAAAGUCCUGCUGCCAGUUUGAAGCAGAGGUCACGCCUUCUUUCCCAAAGUGUGCCAACGACUGUAUCCGUCACAUAAAAACUCAAGAUUUCUGUUCUUAUCAUCCUACAGAUCAGCCAAGCCCUCAAGAUUCACUAACACUCAUCUUAGUGGUCUUGGGAAUCGUGCCUGUGUGUCUAGUGAUAGCCAUUGUGUCAUGUGUUUGCUGCAGACAUAAAGCUAAACCUCAUGUCACUCCUUCCCCUGAGAAACCACCACAGCCACCAAAGUCACCCCCUAAAAUACUGGUCAUCUACUCCAAGGACCAUCACCUCUACAGGGACGUAGUGCUGAAGAUGUGUGCAUUUCUUCAGGCCAAAUGUGGCACCAGGGUUCUGGUAGACCUGCUAGACACCACCUCAGUCAGCAUGGUGGGUCGACUCCGCUGGCUGGAAUGGCAACGACAACAACUAAUAGACCCCUGUGACAAAAUACUCGUGUUGUGCUCAUGCGGUGUGCAAGCCAAGUGGAGGGCCAUGUGUGGUCAGGGGAAGGUGACCCUCCGGGAAGAUGUCCUGUCUCCAACAGAUGACAUGCUCAUUCCGUUCCUGAAUCUGUUCCUGCCAGACAUGCAUCAGGUUGGGAUGCUGGGAAAAUACAUGGUGGCUUACUUUGAUGACAUCUGCAGUGAAAAGGAUGUGCCAUCUGUUUUUGACAUCGGUAUCAAAUACAACUUAAUGAAACACUUUGAGGAAUUAUACUUCCGCAUCUUAGACAUUGAAAAGUAUCAGCCAGGCCAGGUUAACCACAUCGAGGGAAUUAGUGGGGAUGAAUAUUUUACCUGUCCUUCAGGUCAAGCCUUGAGGAAGGCCAUUGAAACAUUCAAGGACUAUCAGUUAGAAAAUCCUGACUGGUUUGAAAAGGAGUGUGUGGAGAGUGAAGAGGAGGUCUUUACUGAAGCCAGCCAGCUCACUGGUCCACUGCAGGUUCCUCCUGUAUUCGAGUGCAUCAUCCCAGUCAGAGAUGGACUUCCUGUCUCUGAGUGUGCUCUAGAUAUCAAUGAAAACAACAGUGUUCACAUUCUUGUUCCUGAACUGAAUCCAGAAGGUCUGAUGUCAUCAGUAGCAGAACUUCUACCAGUGAUAAAUCCUGAGUGGGAACAUCAGUACCCGUCAAGCCUAGCUGAGGUUUUGACAGAACCCAGCUCCAUUCUACAACCAGUCUGUAUAGCUGAACCUGCCCUGAACAACCGUCCACCUAUCCAGCAGAAUUUGUUGUCCUUCAUACAAGAAUCCCCAGGGAACAUGCCCAUUGAGGAUAAUGAAGAGGAUUCUUUACUGCAGGCAAACAUGGAACAUUCAGCCUAUUUAGACCAAAGAUGUUCUAUGGACUCUGGUCCUCAAGAAUCUUCAUGUCCUCUCAACCAGAGAACAUCUUUUCCUUCGGCUGAAAUCAGCCAUCCUGGUCUGGUGGAGAUGGAGGUGGGCGAGGUUCUGGGGCCAAGUGAAAAGCGUUCCAGCAGCGGAUCUGAUCAAGGUUACAUCUCAAAAGGAUCUUCACAACAUGAAGUUCCCAUUAAAGAGGAUCCAAUUGUGGCCUUGGCAAGAUUGCAAGAAGAGCUCUUUCAGGGAACUUUUGGAUACUCUGACAUUGAUCCUGAAGAGAACUGAUGGGAGACCAGGAUCCUCAAGUCUGAGGCAUGUAAAAAACUGUGAAUGCCUAAAACAAUCCAGUUGUAUCAAAGUGUUCCCACAAAUGGAUUUUAGCACACAUCUUCUGAACAUCCUGACCAACAUGAAAUUGAGCCACGUGAAGUAAUUGCUAAUAGAUGACGAAAUGCUCUUGGAAUGAUCAAAAACCAUGUGUAUGCAUGCAGCAAUGACAAAAUUUAGUUGACAAAUGUGAAACAACUCAUAUUAUACAGCAUGUUGAUGUGAUACUGCACAUACAGUAGGUUCUACAACUAAAGCAUCUAAAGACAAACACAUUUUGUACCUUUAAGCCCUGUUCACAUGGCAGGAUAAUUGUUCCAGAUUUUUGACCCAUUUCUCCCCUUCUGACAAUCUUAAGGACACACUGAUUACUGUAAAGGCCCUAAAAAUUACCUUAUCAGAUAUUCCUUCCUAUCAUAUGCGGUGUGCUAGCAUUCAGGUCUUCUCUGAAGGAUGUUGGGACUGCUGCAAUCAUAAAUUAGGGCCUUCAAACCUGUUGGAUUGUCUUGGUCUGAUUUUUUGAGCCAGUCAGAAAGUGAGUUGCUUCUGAGGACACAGUCCUUCCUUGGUCAAAGAAAACAGUUUUUGGGAUACUUUGUCAGCACUGACAGCUCCUCCAUUGAGAAGCGAAACGUCUUCAAGAAAUCAAAGAAGUCCAGUUGCCUUCAUUUGAACCCUUUUGGGUUAAAUGGAAAAGACUUGCAUCACGUGACCGUGGCGGUCACAAAACGUCCCGUGACACGUGUAACGGAAUGAAAGUCGUUUUCCCCCUCUGACAGAGAACUAGUCUGCAUGAGAUAUGGCCUCAAGGUCUCAUGUAUUUGCUUCUAAACUGCUUCUUUCCAGCUCAAGAGAAGAAUGAAGAAAGGACUCUCUCCUUUUAAUUAAUCAAAGAACUAUUUUUAAUAAAGCUAAUCAAACAAAGUGUUAGUCAAUAAGAUGUGACCAAUCUGUGAAAUCAAAAUAUUAAUUACUUCAUUAUAAUCCUAUAGAAUGUAAUAUGUAAUAUGACUUUAAAUGUUUCCACUAGGACUGAUCUCACGUAGCAUUAAGACAUGACACAUUGCUUUACUGAUCCUAUCAGAAUCUGCCAGAUCUGACAGAGGCGUGGUUUUGGUGGUGCUUGGUAAACUUGUCAUCUUUUCAUUCGACCAUAAACCAAAACAUUCGAAGUAUAAAACUAUGCCCACGUCAUCUUUAACGCCAGUUCAAAGCGUUCUAGAGAAGUUGUCGGAGUGGCCAAUCCGUAACUUUCCUCUUCAGCCAAAAGAACCAACGACAAGCUGGAUAAAAUCUGUUGCUGUUCCAACUACAGCGACGGUUCCUUUCAGAAUAAAAGCUGAACCAUCACGACCCAGUUUGGGUCUCGCUAGAUGCCAACAAAACUGUUGUGACCCGGAAGUAUCUCAAAGACUGGUCUGGUUGACAACCGCUGCUUUUCCUACCGUCUUCGGUUCUAGAGAGGGUCCAGCUGGACCUCGACAUUCCUGAUCUAACGGGACUUACAAAAGGGUAUGUAGGCCAAUGGAAUGGCGUCGAAUGUGUUUAUGAAUCUCCUAACCAAAGCUUAGCGUGAAGACAUCACCUUCACUUCCCACCAGAACUAAUUGUUUCUUCGGAUUUGCUGGUUCUGAACAACAUUCCACACUACACCAUUCUCCGUCUCAUUCACCUUAGUUACACCAUACAUUUAGUGUUAAAGUUAGUCUAGUUUUAAUUUGUUUAGUAAUAAAUCUUUACACCUUUUAA